Molecule: messenger RNA, 681 nt
Organism: Spodoptera littoralis (African cotton leafworm)
Lineage: Eukaryota; Metazoa; Arthropoda; Insecta; Lepidoptera; Noctuidae
Source: the annotation of a GenBank genome assembly
AUGCCGACCGCCUCAUUGUCCUCUUUUUGUGGACUGGACCGUGAAACUCGUGAUUCGUGCACGGGAGGUCGAGAUACUGAGGUUACGGCUAAAACUAGGUUCAGCGACUUUGCAGAUGGAGAGUGUGGAGAACCCUUUACUCCUCAUCAUUUGCACCUAGAUUUCACUCCUGACACAGAGGUAGACACACCCUUGGUUCAGCAAAAAAUCAUUGACUUCUGGGAUUUUGUCAACAGCACGCCUGAGUUACAGCACAUGUUGAUGAAACCGGACAAGUGUAUGUCAAUUGUGUCAGCAAUAAGUGAAGUCAAGAUUACUUCUCCAUCAAAACCAAAACUACAUAAAGAGGAAGUCGUGGAAAUGGACCACACUGCGAUCUCAUCACUCGGGUUAUUUAGUAAACCAGGAGUGAUAACUGAGACACCUUCAAUGCACACGUCCCUCUCUCCGGAUUCCAAAGAGAACAACCUAGACAUAAUAUUAUCAGGUGACCCGUUGAGCAGUGGCACAAGUAAAGCAGGGCGUCCACAGAAAAGCACUAAAAAAGCCAAGAAGCUGUGUAAGAUCCUAAACGAUUGGGACAACAACCAUCCUAAGUCCAUGGAUCCUCCUGGACAUCCACCACGGCUGGAGCAUUGCGUCAUUCAAAGACAAGUGUGGGGAGACUACCGUUGUAACUAA